AGUGCUCAGGCACUAGUCCAUGGACGGAUGCGAGCAGUCAGGGGACGACGGAGAGACCGGGCACACGUUGUUAUUAUUAUAACGAGGAUGCUGCGUUACAGUGCAGAGUAGCCUUGAAACUUUGAGACACUAUUUUACAGAGAGGAGCAAGUUAAGUGUGAUGUUUUGGCUUCAUGUUGUGAAAUCCCUCUCACCACCACAUCCACCACCACCACCGACACAUCCUCUCAGGAGUGAUGGGCUCUAAGUUGACCAGACAGAGAAGUCUCGAUUUAGAAACCAAAUUGCCCAAGAGGAGACGCCAGAGGAAUGACACCCCGGGAGAGGGCGAGAGAAGUGGCGGCGGGGACUUCUUGUUUACCUCCUUGAUGCUCAAGUCCGACAAGCUCCCGGGGAUGCUGCGGAAAACCAACCACAGCCCAUAUGUCAGACGGGUGGCUUGGAUCCGGGAAAUCCAGAGGCUUCUCCGGGAGCAGAAGAUGGAGCAAGCAGCCGAAGUGCUCAAACUGCUGAGGAAGGAUCUGGGCCUCCAGGGAACGUCGCUCAAUGACAUUUUGUACAAGAAUGCAGCUUUUCUCAACCUGGUGGACCCCAUCUCUCACGAGCUGCUGCUCGGUCUCGCCCGCGACCUGCAGUGUCCAAAAAGGGAGACUGACUCGUUCAAGUCCACCAACAAAAUCUGCCGCCAGCUGAUUUACCACCUGACCCCUCACUCCAAGUGGACGAGACAGAGCGUGCCCAGGAGGAAGUCUCAGGCCUGCCUAAAGACCACCCUGAAGAAGAAACUGUCCGGCGAUGUGGUCAACCUGUCAGGCAUCCCGCUGUCUGGCCGAGAUGUCCACCGUGUGGCCUUCUACCUCCAGAGCAGCAGUGACGCAGUGUCGGCUGUGGACCUGAGCUUCACAGAGCUGCAGGACGAGAGCUUACGGCUGCUGCUGCCCCACCUUGGCUGCCUGCCGAAACUGACCAUACUGGCCGUCAAUGGUAACCGUCUGACAGUGGCUAUUCUGAAAGACCUGACAGACGCAGUGAAGGAUCCUAAGAGCUUCCCCAGCCUGGCCUGGGUCGACCUGGGCAACAAUGUGGAUAUCUUCACCGUGCCGCAGCCGCUGCUUGUGGCCCUGCGGCGCCGCUUUGGUUUGCGCAGUAGCCUCCCCACUAUUUACGAGUACAGGGAGGCGCAGACAUUCAGUGGCUACAACCCAAACAUGGAGACGUCUGUGGAGGAGCCCAGUCUGUACGAGGAGGGGGAUGGAGAGGAAGAUGAUAAAGAGGAGGAGGAGGACAGGCUGGAGCUUCAAGCCUGGGGCUUUGGAGAAGAAAACAUGUCAAAAAAUGUGCCACUGCACUUCUGUGGGAGGUGAUUGCCCUGAGCUGCUUUCUUUUUGACUGGCUGCCCCUCAUAUCUCUCAGUAUCACCUCGCCCUAAGUCUAGCCUCCUGUGUUAGCAGCUGCCAUUGCGGCAGAUGCUUACAGUGACCCACGUGUUUUCUGAAAAUAACUUAAAAAUAAGUAACUGUGUUAUGUGUCCCUCUGGAUGCUCUGACUACUGAAGCUCAGCAGUGCAGGCAGCUCUGUGGUUGUACAGACGCUCAGAAUUUAUUUAUGGAUCGAUCUGACCUUCACUGAUUCAGGAGAAGUUUAACUGAACAUGUUUGCUGUUUCUCAGUGAACAGUUUGUGCUCUCACACCUUGAAGCUUCCCAUUAUUUACCACUGUCGACUUGAGCAGCUGGGUUUUAAGUGCCUUGCACAAGGGCACCUCGACAGUAGCAGUUGAGGAAAGGGGGAGUGUUACUAAUUCACAUCCCUCCAGCACAUUUACCCAGCUGAUCUCUCUGACAAUUUCACCCCUGCUGCCCCAUUUCUGUGAAAACCCUGAAGAAAUAACUAAAUAUCCUGCAAUAAGGAGCAGUGUGCAGGACUUAGUAGCAUCCAGUUGUGAGAAUAGCAGACUGCAACCAGCUGUAAUUUCUAUGGUGUGCCUAGCGUGAACUCCUACUUAGGGAUUCUUCAGUGUUCAUUGUUCAGGAGGAUUUUACCGGGAGCUAAAAUAUUUGCAGAGGUCUCUCUCUUGCCAAAACAAACAGAUCAGGUGAUUAAUACCAGUAAAAACACUGAAUAGAGUUCAGUCAGAAGAGACUCGUUCUUACAUGUGCACAUGAGAAUGAAAAAUGUGAAAAGUCUUUGGUGAUUAGACCUCAUCAAGAUAGUGUGAUAUAAGAAGGGUGAUGAAUCCAUAGUCAAAUAGGCAAACUUCCUGUGGUCUAGACACUUGUGGCGGUAGAGGUGGUGAGGAUGAGAUGAGAAGAAGAUGUGGAGAAUUUGGAUAAGUGCUGAUGUUCAGCAUAAGUAGAGGAAUGGCCUUUGUUGAGCUUGUCCUGGACUCUGGAUACAAUGGCUGGAGGUGAACGGGGUGGAGAAUGGCAUGACAAUUCUGCCUAAAAUGAUGGCUGACAGCAGCAGAGGAGAGAGCAGAUUUAAAAUUUUGCAGUAGCAUCCUGAUUGGCUGAUAGACAUCGUGGCAAAGGAUAACUAGAGGAGUGAACACCCAUAGACAGCUGAUUAGAGGAAGCAGUGGGAGUGGGAGGGAGAGUCAAGAUUGAACUUACGCUGAGCUUCAUCAGUUUCACGUUACAAAUCAGUGUUUGACGCUGUUCAGCUUGUUACAGCUCACCUUUUUUCUCUGAUAACUUAAGAUCCAGACCUUCAGGAGGUUUUUGCAGGGAGCCGAAUUAUCCACAGAGGUCUCUUCCUUUUCCAAACAAACUGACUCGGUGAUUCAGACUGAUAAAAACAUUGAAUAAAGCAGUUUCAAGCUAAAAAUCAGUGUUUUCCUGACACUGUUCGGCUUGUCACUAACUACAGUGGCUGAUGGAAAAAUGGGAAUGGCUCUAUGUAGAGCAAUGUUUGGUUUGUCCAACUGGGCUACUGUAGCAACAUGGCGGACUCUGUGGACGAGAAUUUGUUCCCUACGUAGAUAUAAAUGCCUAAUUCUAAGGUAACUAAAACACAAAGAUUCUUAUUUUCAGGUGAUUAUCCACCAAAGAAAACAUAAUUUUAAUAAUAUAUUUCAUUCAUGCCAAUAUAUCCGCCUAAAUCCUACACACUGCACCUUUAAGAAGUUGUUUAAUUUCAACUGACAUUUUUGCUAUAUUUAUGUUUGGAGUCAGAACUCCACUGCAGUGAGAUUAUGUUCGCACAAAGUAAUCCUCAUUUUUCUGUUGGGCCACAGUAUUUAGUCAGGAUUUGUCUUUAAAUAAAUGGUUUCGGUGAGUAAAUGAGGCAUACUGAAUCCAUUUUAGUUUAACUCUCCAGCGCUGGUGCUUCAGCUGGUGUUGGUACACCGAUGCUGCAGCUGUGUGGAGAAAAACCUCGGCCUGAUCCACACACACGCGGACAUGCAGACAACACACACAGUGUUCUGGGAUGAGCUGCCGAUGAACUGAUUACUGCCUCUAUCAGGUCUUGUUAGGCCCCUUUAGUCACAGAUGGUGAGCAGAGGAUCUAUUUUUUUCCCAGCAAAUAGGACUAGCCCCAGAUAAUUUGGUCCACUGGUGGUUUGUGAGUGAUUCUAUUUAUGAAUCAGACCAUAAGCAACGAGGAAGAUGCCCACUCUGUUUUUAAAGGCGCACACAGACAAUGAAGCGAUUACCAACAGCUCUGCUUUUAUCUUUUCCUCUGUGGUGCUAAAGCGUGCACAUUCAUGUUGUGGCAUGAGUAAACUGCAACAGUUUCUUUUUUUGACUAGUCGGGUUUUUUUAGGUGUGUAGUUCUCAUCUUUUUGUAUUGUUUUUUUAAAAAAUGGGCAUGACUGUUUACUGUAGCGUGACGUCAGAUCCCACAGACAGAGAGCAUGUUUACAUGUACAUUAAUGUUCCAAUAUAUUUGAGAUUUUAUUUUGGGGGGGUGAGGGAUUGGAUUUAACAUUGCCGCAUGUGAACACAACUGCCCACACUUUAUCCUGCCUACAGAUGUUAAUGUGGUCUGUUCCCUUUCCAUGCUAUUAUUCAGGAAAAUCUGUUUAUUUGUGUUUACAGGGAUAUUAAUGAACAGGAUGCUUGGUUUGUGUGUGUGUGCGUCUGUGUGUGUAUGUGUGUGUCUAUGAGAGCAUAAUUAAAGUGUGCGCCUGUGUGCAUGAGUGUACUGUGGACAUGCAGAGUAAAUUGCUACCUUUGAUCGUAGAAAUGAAAUGUUUACUCAUUUGCACUUUAAGGACGAAUCCGUCCCUGAAUGCACAAGCUUUGUUUUCAUGGGUUGUUGUUGUUGUUGUUGAUAUAAAAACAACUCACUGAGUCACCCGCAUCCUGAAAUAAAUGUUUUAUCUCAACUUCUUCGUUUGAUAGAAUUUCAUACAAUUCACUGCCAUGAUGAAAAUCAGUUGUGAAUUUGCUUAAUUUUUGUUUUUGGCUCAUUAAAUCACAGCUCGCUUUUAAAGUUAAAGUGAUG
Molecule: messenger RNA, 4448 nt
Organism: Epinephelus fuscoguttatus (brown-marbled grouper)
Lineage: Eukaryota; Metazoa; Chordata; Actinopteri; Perciformes; Serranidae
Gene: lrrc75bb
Product: leucine rich repeat containing 75Bb
Exons: 4
Coding region: 237-1364 (375 amino acids)
Source: RefSeq, a predicted model, not a curated record